AUGACAUCUGUUUUUGACUUGUGUACAUAUUACAACGAGCCGAUCAUGCUGUCAAGCAAUGACAACAAUGCUGGACAGCGAGAUCCAGAGAUUGAGGCCAUGAGUGCAUUCCAAAGCUCAAGAAACUUUCAAAUGAAUGAUGGCUCAUCCAAACUCCGCUGGUCCAGCAGAGACGCUGCAGACGCUUUACGGCAGCAAAAAUACAACCUGGACUGGGAACCUGAGCAGGAUCCUCCUGUAGAUGGCGCACAAGGCGAUAUUGAAGACGAGCCAGUCGACGAUCAACUCGGUGCCAUCAGUACCAAGAAGCUCAUAGACGGCGAGACUAUCGAGGGCGUAGCCGAAUCCGACGAAAUUGACGAACAGUCCUUCUCAAUCCAAAUUCCUGGGACCGGUGAAGAUGAAGACUUCGAAUCUAUACCUGACGUUCCCUCGUGGCACAGCCGCGCGAAGACAAUCAUGGCCAUCUAUCGGGACGUCUUCCGCACUCUAAGCCAGGCAGGAUGGUCGCCAACCGAUUCUUGGAUGCUCAUCUCAAGCUUCUUCGAUCAGGCCAAGCGAGACUUGCUUUACCGCAAAGAGACUACGCCAGGCUUGACUCAGCGAGUUCUAGACGCCGCCGAAGACGAUGAUUGGAAGUCCAUGUACUGCGAUCCCUUCAAACGCGAAUAUCUUAUGCGCCUAUACGAAGAAAUCGAGCCUUCUUACCUAGCCCACAAGCUCUUCAUGCUAUAUUCCCAUCGCCUAGACGAAGGAUUCGAUGUUCAUCUGCUGAACGCCAUCUUGAAGCGAUGUGCUAGAACAGAGCGCGAUCCCGACGAUGCAUUCAACAAAUUUCGAGAGGAGACAUCUUGGGAUGCAGAGAAUGCUCUCUUCAUGUGGGUUCCCGCGUUACAGAGGCUCGUUGCACCAGAGUGGACAAAUGAUGAGCUGGCUCCUCCUCCUGGCGGUCGAACAAUAUGGCACCCCUCGUUCAUAUAUCUUGAUGACGAAGCAGAAGAGCGCCAUGAUAUCAUGCACCGCAAUAUCAUCGAGGCAUUCGCUGAUGAAAUCCUGUGGUUUCAUCGCCGACAUAUCUCCCCUGUCGAUGCAUUCAAUACGGUGUACCACGUCUGGAACGAACACUUCAGCAACGCUGAGGAUCAGUUUUAUCAGGAUCAUGACGCUUGCGUCGACUUGAUCAGAACUUUCUAUAAGCCAGGCGAGGAACAACUCAAGACGCAAAUAGGCUGGGUUGAGAUAGACCUCGAGCAGGCAGUUUAUAAAUUGGUACCUCGCCACGAGAGGGUCGUCGUUCGCGAAGCUUUUGCCGAGCUCCUGUCACGAGGAUUCAACGUAGAGUACUUGUUGCAGGCACUGCGAGGCUACUCACUCAAUGCGAAUCCUGUUGCAACCUUUUUCGCGUAUCUGGACCAGCUUAACCCCGAAGAAGAGCUACUCGAUUGGGUGAAAGGCCUACGUGAGCUCUACGGACCUGAAGAUCAUUCGGGUGAUUCUGAGUCAAGCUUUUCGUCCUCUUCUUCAAGCAGCGAUGACAGUGAUGGAGACGUCGAGACCUUUCGCAGCCAGGAAGGAUCUUCGCCAACAAGUACUAGCAAAUCCUAUGUGACAGCACGAGGGUCGCCAGCGAGCAGAAGCACCAAUUCAUAUCACUCUGCACAAGGAUCGCCAUCGAGCAAGUCUAACAACUCUUCCAUCAAGGAUAAGACUCCAUCGCCCAAGAAAAGCGCGUCGCCACGAGCACGAAAAUCGCCAUCACCAGCGCAAUCAUAUAUACGAUUCCCCUCCGACAGCCCUGCUCCUUCUCAUACAUCCGACAGAUUCCUCACAGACUUCCGUCACACAGCUGCUAGGCAGUUCACAGAACUGUUCCAUGACCUACGAAGGCGUGCAUGGGGACCAGCUCGUUCAUGGAGGCUGGUGUCUGUGCUGGCCUACUACUUCACUCGCAUGGUGCCUUCAGACGUGUUGGAAGACGACGAAUCCUUGUCGCGAUUCGUCUGGGAGCGAUCUAAAGAUUCUACGCAUUUCAACGAGAUCUUCGAUGCAUGGCGUCAUCACAUAUACUCUCCAGGAGGUCCCGUCCACAAUGCUGCAGCCGAAAUCUAUCCUCCGUCCGCACGGGAUCGGUUCAUUAGAGCUGUUGAUGCUGCUAUCGGUCGAGGAAUGGAUCUCAGUCAGAUCUUGGAUAGAUGGGAGACUGCUUUAGGCCGCACUUUGUCACGUCCCAGUAAUGCUGUGACUGACUUGAUCGAAUGGCUCGAAUCUGCAGAUUGGCCCAGUGAUGCGUUGUUCGAAUGGAUACCCGAUUUCGAGGAGGUCUGGUAUUCUGUUGAGCAGGAGAUUGAUGAUGAGACUGGCGAGUCGACCCUACCAGAGAUUAAUGAUCGUGUUGACCCGCCGAUAACUCCAAUCGAUCAACUUCUGGCAGAGAUUGCUCGAGCUGGAGAGGAUGACCACGAGCAGGCUUCGAACGAAGAAGAGGAUGAGUCUCACACUGGCAGUCAUUCCAAUUCCAGCGAGAACGAUUCGGACAUGCCCGAUCUGGUACCUGGCAGCGAAGAUGAUGAUGACCAAGAUGACGAUGAUGGAGGCGAUGCACCUGGUCCAACUGCAACCGCACAGGAUGAGCCCGGUGACGCUGAAGAUCUGCCUCCCGAGGGAAACCAAGGCUAUCCAGCCUACGAAGGAGAUUCCACCUUCGGCCCCGAUUUCAGCUCCGGCGGCGAUCAAUUGCGCGACAACCUUCCAUCCUAUCCCAACCUAGCAGAGGAUCUCGGCUAUGAUGUUUCACCUGCCUUCGAUGCUACUAACUUCCCAGAUGAGGACUUUUACAACAACGACUGGCACGAAGGACGGGAAGUCGUUGGAUCCGAUCAAGAGAUUUUCGACCAGGACAUGAGAGAAGCAGAAGAAGAGUUUGAUCGACAGCAACAAGAAGAAUUGGAACUUUUAGCAGCAACAGGAAAUCCCUACAGUUGCGACUUUGACUGGGAUGGAGACGUUUUCGAUGAUUUCUCGCGAGGACCUGUGAAGUAUGUCGACGGGGAAACUCAAACCUCACCCAGAACAGUCAUCGAUACUCCCAUGCCAGAUGCGCCAGGAUCAUCAUCAUCAUCAUCAUCAUCAUCCUCUUCAGACGACAUCGUGCGCUCACCGCGAACACCACCACUCACACCUCGAGCCUCCGACAUCCCAAUUCCCGGCACACCUUUCGCAACACAAUUCCACAACUCCCGCUCCACGUCUUCCCGUCCAGCUUGGAAAGAUCCCAAAGUCAAGAAAGUCGAGCCGUUGCGCUACGCGAAUCGAUUGGAGCAGCCGAGGAGAUUGCCAAAUACGCCGACCAAGUCUCAUCAGCCUCCCAGCCCGAAGAGGAAGGAAAGGAAGGAGAAUAAGUGUGAGGCUUGUGGAAGGGCUUUCAGAACGCCGAAGAAGGCGAAGGCGAAGGCGAAGGCGAAAAGGGUGAGUUCGAAGGGUGCGGUGGAAAAGGGUGUGGCUGUGGAACAGACGCCGAGGAGGAGUACGAGGGAGAGGAGGAGGCCGGCGAGGUAUGAUUCUUGA
Pseudocercospora fijiensis CIRAD86 is the source of this 3564-nucleotide messenger RNA. RefSeq lists its product as uncharacterized. The record is from RefSeq and is a predicted model, not a curated record. NCBI's taxonomy places the organism in Eukaryota, Fungi, Ascomycota, Dothideomycetes, Mycosphaerellales, Mycosphaerellaceae. The transcript is spliced from 5 exons. The coding region runs from base 1 to 3564 and encodes 1187 amino acids.